UUCAUCUCAAACACAAACGAUCUUGGUUGCAACUCCAGCAGGCAACUCUCUAAGGCUCAAAACAAGCUACCUUCCUACAGAGCUGGGCAGACAGGAGUAAAGGGGAGAGCUCUAACCCUGUUCUCCCUAGCUAGCCCUCAGUAAACCGGCUAGCCAUGGAUGACAGCUCCUCACUGGGCAAAGUCAGCAGCUCUACAGAGUCCGUGGCCACCGUCACUAGUGAGGAGUUUGUUUUGGUGCAGUCCAACUCUGCUGGGUCACCGCAGGGCUCUGAGGGAAAACCAAGACUCAAGAUGUCUUGGAAUGGGAGUGAACAGCUGGAAAAAGCUAUGGAGGAGGUGCUGGAUGAUGAUGAUGAUGAGGUGAAGGUAGAGAAGAGCAAUGUGGAAAAGAUGGAGAAGCACAAGGAGCCAGAGAGCCGAGUUCCAGAGGCCCAGCCUGCAGAAGCAUGUCCGCCACCAUACAGCCCAACAGUCCUGGAGGAGGACAGUGUCCAGUUCAACAAGCUGUCCUACCUGGGUUGCACCUGGGUCAAAGCCCCUCGUAAUGAAGCAGAGGCACAGAGGGCUAUGGCCACCCUGCGAGCUGAAAGUGCCAUCCCCAUCCCCAUCACGCUGCAUGUCCCCUGUGGACCAGAUGGCUCUGUCAGGAUUGUGGACCAGGCUUCAGGCACAGAGAUUGCCUCCUUUCCAAUCUACAAGGUGCUGUUCUGUGCUCGUGGUCAAGAAGGCUCAGUGGAAAGUGACUGUUUUUCCUUUACUGAGAGUUACCGAAGUUCAGAGGACUUCCAGAUUCAUGUUUUCUCCUGUCACAUUAAAGAGGCUGUCAGUCGUAUCCUGUACAGUUUCUCUACGGCCUUUCGCCGUUCUUCACGGCCAGCAGACAUCAGGGACACAACACUGUCCAGUCCACCUGACGGUGAUCUCUAUACCUUCACUGUUUCACUGGAGAUCAGAGAGGAUGAUGGCAAAGGCAACUACAAUCCGGUGCCAAAGGACAGAGAUAAGUUCUACUUCAAGCUGAGACAGAGUGUCCAGAAGAAGGUCGUGGUUUCAGUUCAACAAAUGUGUAACAAGGAGCUGGGGAUCGAGAGGUGUUUUGGGAUGCUGCUGAGUCCAGGACAGAAAGUCUGCAACAGUGAUAUGCAUCUACUAGAGAUGGAAUCAAUGGGGAAGAGCGCUGAUGGGAAGGCCUACAUUAUCACAGGAACAUGGAACCCCAACAUGACGGCCUUCCAGCCACUGAAUGAAGACACACCUAAAGACAAACAGGCCUACAUGACGGUGGCAGUGGACCUGGUAGUGACUGAAGUAGUGGAGCCAGUUCGCUUCCUGUUGGAAACUGUAGUGAGGGUCUAUCCAUCAAAUGAACGCUUCUGGUACUUCAGCCGCAAGACCUUCAGUGAGACUUUCUACCUCAGACUCCGACAGCAGGCACCAGAGAGAGGGGGCCAGAGCGAUGCUGUGUAUGAGGUGGUGAGUCUCCAGAGGGAGGUAGAAAGAAGCAAUGAAGAAAAAGGACGACUGGCCUCACCCACUGAGGAAGAGGAGGCAGAUGAAGAUAGUGACAGUGAAAUCUCCAGUGGGACCGGAGACGUUUCCAAAGACUGUCCUGAGAAAAUACUGGAGUCCUGGGGAGGAAUUCUCAAUAGAUGGCAUGGGAACCUGUCCACUCGCCCAAAAGGUUUGUCCUCAUUGGUUCGCAGUGGCAUUCCUGAGCCACUCAGAGCUGAAGUCUGGCAGCUGCUGGCUGGUUGCCACGACAACCAUGACCUGCUUGAGCACUACCGCAUCCUCAUCACCAAGGACUCGGCACAGGAAAGUGUCAUCACCCGUGACAUCCACCGCACUUUUCCUGCACACGACUACUUCAAAGAUUCUGAUGGAGAUGGACAGGAUUCACUGUACAAGAUCUGCAAGGCCUACUCUGUCUAUGAUGAGGAAAUUGGUUAUUGCCAGGGUCAGUCAUUCCUUGCUGCUGUUCUCCUGUUACAUAUGCCUGAGGAGCAGGCCUUCUGUGUCUUGGUGAAAAUCAUGUAUGAAUAUGGCCUAAGAGCUCUCUACAAGAACAACUUUGAAGAUCUUCACUGCAAGUUCUACCAACUGGAGAGGUUGAUGCAGGAACAACUUUCAGACCUGUGGUCUCACUUCCAGGACCUAAACCUGGAGGCACACAUGUAUGCUUCCCAGUGGUUCCUAACGCUCUUCACCGCCAAAUUCCCCCUCUGCAUGGUUUUCCACAUCACUGACCUGCUGCUCUGUGAGGGACUGAACAUCAUCUUCAAUGUAGCUCUGGCCCUGCUUAAGACGUCUAAAGAGGACCUAUUGCAGGCGGACUUUGAGGGGGCUCUCAAGUUUUUCAGAGUCCAGCUCCCUAAACGAUACAGAGCUGCAGAGAAUGCCCGAAGGCUUAUGGAGCAGGCCUGCAACAUCAAGGUUCCAACCAAAAAGCUUAAGAAGUUUGAGAAGGAGUAUCAGACACUGAGAGAGAGCCAGCUGCAGCAAGAAGACCCCAUCGAGCGAUACCAGAGGGAGAACCGUCGCCUUCAGGAGGCCAGUAUGCGACUCGAACAGGAAAACGAUGACCUGGCACAUGAACUGGUAACCAGUAAGAUCGCCCUUCGGAAUGACCUUGAUCAGGCAGAAGACAAGGCCGAUGUUUUGAACAAAGAGUUGCUGACCACCAAGCAACGUCUGGUGGAGACAGAGGAGGAGAAGAAACGACAGGAGGAGGAGACCGCUCAGCUUAAGGAAGUGUUCAGGAGGGAGCUGGAAAAAGCAGAGUUGGAAAUAAAGAAAACAACAGCAAUCAUAGCUGAAUACAAACAGAUCUGCUCCCAGCUGAGCACCAGGCUAGAAAAACAGCAGGCGUCAACAAAAGAAGAGCUGGACAUCGUCAGGAAUAAAGUAAUGGGCUGUCAGAACUGUAGGGACCUGUUUAGCACACUGGGGUCCCUCCAGACUUCAUCCCCUGGCAGUGACAAGACCUCUUCGGAACCACAGGAUGACGAGAAGGACGGGCUGAAGGAGCAGCUGAGACAGCUGGAGCUGGAGCUGGCACAGACCAAACUACAGCUGGUGGAGGCCAAGUGCCGCAUUCAGGAGCUCGAGCAUCAGCGGGGAGUUCUGAUGACAGAGAUUCAAGCCACCAAGAACUCUUGGUUCAGCAAGACUCUAGGGUCCCUGAAGAGCUCCACCUCUUCUUCCUCCAGCUCCACAUCCCAGACCCCAUCCUCCCCAAAGGAAGGGACUGCCUAGAUCAAGCCCCCUCACCCUCUCUUUCCCCUGCAAGAUGCACACUAGAGCUGAGCAACACAAGCUGAAGAAGCAAAAGGCGCAAAAAUGCAGUAUUCCUUUUCCAGUAGGUGGAAAAGCAGAGCCCUUAACGGCUUCCUGGACUGCAGAUCUCCAAAAAAAAAAUAAAAAGAGGAGAGAACCAGGCAGGGGACUGGACCAUCUACCUGUAUCUGAGGGAAAUAUUAACCUUCUCCUCUUCACAAUGGAUGACACAGG
Molecule: messenger RNA, 3512 nt
Organism: Archocentrus centrarchus (flier cichlid)
Lineage: Eukaryota; Metazoa; Chordata; Actinopteri; Cichliformes; Cichlidae
Gene: rabgap1l
Product: RAB GTPase activating protein 1-like
Exons: 26
Coding region: 156-3257 (1033 amino acids)
Biological process (GO): regulation of GTPase activity
Molecular function (GO): small GTPase binding; GTPase activator activity
Source: RefSeq, a predicted model, not a curated record